GUCCAGUAGUAUUGAAAGCAAAGCCCAUGAUCGCGCAGUUGUUUGUUUUCACUCAGCGCAGUAAGCAGGGCGGAGAGGAGAAGAGGAGAGGCACGGGGUUGUGUAACGGUUAACGUUUUUUAAUUAAUCUUCACUGCAUUUUUCCCACCCUCCUGCCAUGGCUCUGUGCAGUAGCGUCGGAGCCUUGGCGUUACCCAGCGAGCUUAUCGUCCACAUAUUCUCCUUCCUGUCAGACCGAGACAAGCUCCGGGCCUCGGCCGUAUGCACCCGCUGGAGGGAGUGUCUCUUCUACCCCGCGCUGUGGACGGAGCUCAAGCUGCGCAUCGGCGGGGGAACCAACGGCGGCGGCUCUGGAUCCGACCAUACCCCGCGGCUGGAGUUCCUCAUGCGCAAAUUCGGUUCAUUCGUGCGGGAGCUGCAGCUGGAGUUCGCCCCGGUGGACGGCUACUUAAGCCCGCUGCAGCACGGAGUGGACGCCGUCGAGAGCGACCCGCAGUUCGCCAAAGAUGCGAUGGUGACAUAUUUGGAUCAGGUGUUGUGUGUGCUCGGCAGUCUGCGUAAUAACAGAAACCUCCAGAAGCUGAGUCUGUAUGGGGACACAUGCAUUCUUCAGGAUGAUGGCAUUUUGGACAGCGCUUACCUCAGCCAGGUCGACCAAGGGGGCAAGAAAAUGAAAGAGAUCCAGCAACUCUUCGAAGAAAUCCUGUCCAACAGCCGGCAGAUGAAGUGGCUGUCGUGUGCAUUCAUGCUGGGUGUGGUAACCCCCUGCUCUCUGGCCUCCCUCUCCAACCCCAGCACCAGCUCCCUGCAGCACCUCAGCCUGAUGGACAACCAGCUGCCCAGCCUGAUCUCCACCCUGGAGCUUGAGCGCCUCUCUCACCUGCACUCUCUGUCUUUAGACUUCUGCGACUUCACCUCAGACAUGUGCCGUCUGCUGGCUUGUGGUGACCGAGCACCGCUCCACCGCCUCUCCCUCCUGCUCAAUGGCGCUGCUCUGGAUGUCAAGCCUUUGAAUGGUACUGCGGCUGAGGAUGACUGGAAAUCUCUGGUCCGCCGCAGCACCAACCUGCGCGUCUACAUCAUGGGGAUGGACGUGUGCAGCCAGGAUCUUCUGCGCGUGCUGAAGCCUAGCGUUCCUCUGGAACGCAUCCACCUGGACAGCUAUAGCACGCUGGUGACGGAUGGGGUCAUUGAGCUGAUCUCGCAGCAGUACCACAAAACCCUCACUCACUUCAUCCUGAUGAGGGAUGAUGCUGGAUUUCCAGACCUCAGCGUCAACCGCAACGAGGACCCGCUGGUUCUGCUCACCUGGCGCUGUCUGCACCUCACUGUCUUGAUUAUCCAUGGCUACACAGUGUGGUCCCACAACCUAGUGGCCAUCUCUCGUCUGCGUGGCUCCAACCUCAAAGUCCUGGAGGUGUCCGAAGAGAGCAUUGACUUUGACCCGGACCAGUCGGUGUACAUCGAGGGCGACCCCGUCCACAAUCUGGUCAAGGAGGUGUCUCUGGGCCUGGGCCGCGUCUGGCAUCCCUCCAUGGACAACAGCGUAGUCCUGAACGAACCCACUCAGCACUUCCACCGCGAGAUGCAGAGUUUCAGCGCGGGCAUGUAGAUGCACCAAACGCCCUCUCUAACCCUGUGCUUGGUGAUCUUUCACUAAAUGGGCCCUUCUCAUUUUAUUUUGCCCCCCUUUCAUUACUUUCUGAUUUUUUUUUUUUGUUUUUGUAGUGUGAAUUUAAUCCUUUGUAUGUGCUGUGUUUAAUCAGUAUUAGCUCUAUAUUUAUAUCUAUAUCUAUAUAUCCUGCUUAUUACUAGGAAAAUAUAGUUGGCUAUUGGUUUAGUAGCUAAUUGAGUGAAUGGUAGAGAGGGGCUUUUAUACAGCUAGCUUGUACAGUGAGUUGUUCAUUCUCUCGCUUUUGUCUGUUUGUUGGUUUCCCCCUUAGAAAGUGUGGAGUUACCUCAAACUCUCAGUUGAUCCUCUUUGGCUUCUGCAAGGACGAAAUCCCAUGUUCACCGUUGACCUUUUUAUAGGGAGAUUAGUCUUCCAGCCAAGGGACAGGGCUGAUCCACAGCAGUUACGACCCUUCCUCUUUGUUCAUCCGUGUGUGAUUGUUAUUCUGAAGUGAGGAUUGGUGGAAACGACGUGUUCGGGACGUAGAUCCCGCUGGUUUUUCUCAACCUGGAAGUAGACGCGCCUCUGCUGGUGAAACCAAUCGUAGAGGUUUCAGUCUGGUGUUUGACACCUGCAUGCUGACCGCCCUGCAGCACAAUAUCUGGGCCCAGCCAUAGGUGUUUUGUUCUUGUUUUCUUGUGUCUUUUUUGUUUUGUUUUAAAAAAUCCUUCCCGUCUGUCUCAGGUAGGCAAAAGUUACAUGACAAGGAAGAUGAAGAUGACGGUUAUAUUUUGGUGAGAGUGAAAACAAUCAGCUUUUCCUUCAGUUUUAAUUGUUCUUCUUGAGUCACAGUUGCCUUGAACUCCCCCUUACUUCAUCAUCAAUGUGUUUCUGGCCUCAGAUCCAAUCGCAAAGUGUGUCCGCUGAAAAACGAAGGCUCGUAAUCGAAGGCCGAACGCGAUUGAAUCCGGGCCAUGGGGUUUAUUAUUUCAUCUGUUAAAACAUUAGAUGGCGGGAGACAGACAGACGUUUGCUUGUUCCAUAUCUCAGGAUUCCUGCACUUGCGGUACUUUUUCCAGUUGAAAGCUUUUGUUGAAGCUUCGUUCAAAGGGUUGGCGUGCUCGAUGGGCAAGGUUUUUGGAGCUCUUCCAAAAGAAAGCGCUUAAGAAGUUGCCGGUUUUUAUUUUCUUCCUGUGUCUAAUUAUCCAUAGUUUAGCAUUUGAAGUUCUCGUGUGUUGUUCUUUGAUUUUACAUAUUGUCUGUUUGCUUUAUUUUUUUAAGAAAAAGAGUCAGUCGAAGGAAGUCGUGGUUGCUUGCGUAGCUGAAGUAAGUGAAUGUCAAACUAAAGCCUUCAUAAAAAAAGCGGCAGCGCUUUUGCUCUGCAGAAUCCCCUCUUUCUUGAGCAUAUCUUUAUUUCACGUGCUCGAACAACGAAGCGAAUCAUCAAAGAGCGGAGUGCUUUUUAAAACCGUUAAGUUGCCUCGUUAACUGUUACUCUGUCAGGCCUCAGAACUUCCUGUUUUUUGGCGGUAUCGACUACCCGAAGCCAAUGCAGGUUCGAAACGGAAGCCAUCGCCCCAAUCUUUUUCGGAAGAUCUGCGCUUUUGACAAAAACAGCCAAAGCAAGCCUUUGCAGCAUGAAAACGAUCUCUAUAUGCAAGCUAAUCAAGUGAGGGGUGACCUUAUGAUCUUGUGAGGAUUUAUUAUUAUUAUUAUUAUUAUUAUUUGUGGUCCAAAAAGAUUUGAAGCAGUUAACCAAUGAGAUCGAACAACUCUUGGCACGUGCACAAAGGGUUGACGUGAUUCGACACCUUAGAAAUGCGAAGCAGAGAUCCAGCUUGACUAAAUGUUGACAAGUUUACAACCUAUUGUGGGACCCAUGUCAACAUUGGUGAAAACGGCAGGUUUCCGUAGUUGGUGGCACAGAACGCAAAAAGGGCGGCUUCAGAUCUGUAAAACUUGCUCCCUUUUUGAAUAAACCACGGAUUGAAUAUGCUGUUUUCAGGUGCGUUGACAUUGGUGCCAAACUUGCUGUAACGAACAUGUCAGAAUGCUCUUAAAUGUGUGCCAGUAGUGGGAUUCUGUUUAUUCUCUCUCUUCUUUGUUUAUUUAGAAACGUUCUACUUAGUACCAGCACCAAAAAACAAAACGAGUGUGUUCUUAAUUCGGAGCUUGUACGUUGGUUUUUCCUGAAGGACUAGAGAUGGCGUAGAACGACAGCGUACGACACGUUACAAAUGGCGAAAGCAUUCAUACCGUGCCUAAAACCCACAAUAGCUUUCAUUUCAAGCCUAUGUCAUUCGUACGUUCCUGGUCGACAAAGCGUUACAAAGACAAAAACCGUCAGUGUUUCUCAUUUUUCUUUGCAAUCUUACGUGUGCAUGCGAAUGUGUCAUGUAAUCGUUGAUAACGUGCAUACAUCAGAGAAGGAGGUGUGUGUUCAGUAUAAAGCGUACCACUUCCUCAGCAGUGAACAGGAAACAGCCAUUCUCAGGGUUAUUGUUAGACGUGUGGAGGAAAUUAAACGAGUCCAAUAGCUCAGGCCUCUCACCAUGAAAGUUUGCAUUAAUGAAGAAUCUUCUCAACAAAAUCACUGGAUUGAACUUCUGUCAGCUGCCAAAGAUAACGGUGAUACGACUCUCUUUCAUUCUUUCGAAGUGCCCGCAUGCUGGCAGAGGGCAGGGCCAAUGGCUGAUGGGCCGAGAUGUACUACUACUAUCGUAUUACGACAACUACUAUUAGAUAAAUGUACUAACGGAGGGAGGGAGGGGUGGUUGGACUUGAGUGGUGGUCCGCAGCUGUGCUGUGGCUUUGGUCAACAUAAUAACGUUAGAUCUCUCUUACAAUGCACCUGUUUCACUGUGAAGAGUGAAUGUAAUUUAACUAUUGAAAAUCAAGGUUGGUUCUAUCAGACCUAUAAGCUGCUAUGAGACGUGUUAGGAACAUUCCACUGGGGAGUUAAAAACUAAAAUGGCCAAAUGUCUGCAUGAAAUGAAUUAUUUUUUUACUCUCUUCUUCUUUUCUGUUUGGUCGGGGCAGGGGUGGGAUCCUGGAAUCAGCGUUCGACUGGUCCUGCUAUGAAAUUCUUGAGCCAUGUAGGUUUUUAAUCUCGAUCGAUUUGGCCAGUCGGUUGUUACAACUCAGUCGGAUCCCAGUUUCUUUCUUUUAAUUUCUUUUUUGUUUUCCCAAAACAACAACAACAGCAUUAUAUGCAUUUCACAAUCUCGUAGUAAGGAGAACGAGGGCUGCUAUGACCCCAUCUGAGAAGGUCAGUGUUUUACAGCUUUUUUCCGAGAGCUACCUUACUGAUGAUCAACCUCACGCCAGCCUUUGGUUAAAACUAACAGUCCGAGUUUCUAAUGCAGGUCCAAUCUCGGAUUUCAUCGUCAAAAAAAGAGAGAAAACUAUGCAAACGGAAUGCAUACGAUCCAACGGCUCUUGUUUUGUUUUCUUUGGCUUUUUCUUUUCGUUUUCUGUCACUCAAACGGAAACAACCUAACUUGCAAUGAUACUUGGCCUUAUUAUUGUUAUUAUUAUUGUUUUAAGAUCUUGAUUCUUCGGAAGCCAACUCAGUUUCAGGGGCGACCGUGGGUUACAGACAUGGUCUCUAUGAGACUGGCCAGAAGGCCCCAGUUAUAAGUGGUACGAAUGUUGUGCAUUUGUUUAAAAUCAGGACAGUUUGCAAUAAAGAAGUGGCCAUCAUGGGGCACCAGCAGUGCUAAGACCACGCUGCUACCUUAUAAACUUAAUGGGGAGUUAAAUAUGAUGACAACAUAAACCUGCAUAUGCGUAUAUAUACAUAUAUCAACGUAUAUACUUUUAUGCAACACAUGUCCGGGUUCUAUUUAAGAACAUUGAGAUAAAAAAAGUUUAUAAGCGUUGUUGUUUUGCAAAAAUGGUUUUACCAUCUUAAAUGUUUAAUAUUUGGGCAGGUGUGUUCUGUCUACUUUUUUGUCUCCGGUGAGCACACAGCAUUGGAUUUUAUAUGUACAUCUGCAAACAGGAAGUACUCUGGCACAGGUGUGAACAUGCCAGGUGGGAAGAUUUUAAUGAGAAAAAAGUGAUCUCGAGGUUCCACGAUAAAAGAAGGAAAACCUUUGGAAAAAACUUAACUGACAGAUAUUGGGUAAACCAGCCGAAUGUUGAUUUGAAUUAAUGUUGAACGAAUGCAUUUUCUUUUAAUCGGUAAAAUAAAAGCAUAAAAA
Molecule: messenger RNA, 5817 nt
Organism: Danio aesculapii
Lineage: Eukaryota; Metazoa; Chordata; Actinopteri; Cypriniformes; Danionidae
Product: F-box only protein 33
Exons: 4
Coding region: 158-1612 (484 amino acids)
Biological process (GO): positive regulation of protein ubiquitination; SCF-dependent proteasomal ubiquitin-dependent protein catabolic process
Cellular component (GO): SCF ubiquitin ligase complex
Molecular function (GO): protein binding
Source: RefSeq, a predicted model, not a curated record